AUCAACACCAAUGGUUUUGUUGCCACAUCAGAACCGACAGGCGAGUCGACAUAUCUUGGCAAAAUGCCUCCAAAGUUCGGCAUGAUUGCAGCUCUGCAGGGAGACCUGGACACGAGCGACGGAGUGGGGAAAGUUUUCUUCCGUCAAGACUCCAGUCCUGCCGCUCUGUCUCGAGCCGCCAACACCAUCAACAAUGCCUUCCCUGAAGAUGCCAAGGUCCAUCCCACCAAUGUCAUGGUCAUCACCUGGUAUGAUGUGGCCACACCUGGUCCUCAGGGCAGUGGAGAUGGGACUGUAAAGAGGAACACCUUUCAGCUGGUGAUUGCUACCCUGGAGACGUUCUCGUAUGCUAUCGUGAUGUACGCUCGGGACGGGAUACAGUUUGUCUCAACGCCUGCAGAUCGUGGUGUCAUCAUGCAUGCUGGCUUCAGUAAGGGUUUUGUCCGGGGUUUCCUGUUUUCCAGUCAGGGGCAGUACUACCGCACUACCACUGAUGAGGAGGCGUCUGUCAGAGCUUUAGCAGAGGAGACUAACUCCGGCAUCCGGGGGGUCUGGGUCUAUGAGAUCGGGACUUCUCCUUAUUUUACCAACGUGGCUCCAGGUGAGGUCACUGACCUGCCCUCUGAGGACACACUACAGGGGGCCCCUGAGGGCCACGAGGGGGCCACUGAUACAAGGAGGCCCGUUUACACCAACGGACAGGAAGUAGAAUACGGUCAUUACAACGGAGGGCAGAUCCAAGUCCACCCAGUUCAGUACCAGCCCCGGCAGCCUGAGAAUCCAGAGGUGGUGGUGAUAGACGACACCGAUAUAAACGUAGACGUGUUCUCCUACAACCUGGGGACUUGUGCAAAACAAAAUAAAUGCUCCCAGUUUGCUGACUGCAAAGAUUACUCCAGUGGAUACUGCUGCCACUGCAGACCGGGUUUCUAUGGCAACGGGAUACAGUGUGUGGCCGAGGGAAAGCCGCAGAGGAUGAACGGUAAAAUGCACGGGAAAGUGUAUGUGGGAAGCUCUCCCUCUCCAGUGGAGUUCAACAGCAACGAUCUGCACUCGUACGUUGUGGUAAAUGAUGGUCGUUCAUAUGUGGCGAUCAGCGACAUCCCGCACACCCUUGGGCCCUCGCUGCAGCCCUUGUCUGCCCUCGGGGGUGUGAUUGGAUGGGCGUUUGCUCUGGAGCAGCCUGGCUUUAAGAAUGGCUUUAGUAUCAUAGGGGGCGAGUUCACACGGCAGGCUGAGGUGACCUUUCUGCCGGGGAAUGAGAAGCUGACCAUCACGCAGCAGUUCAAAGGCAUCGACGAGCACGACCACCUGAUUGUGAGCACCACCCUGGAGGGUCGGGUCCCUGAGGUGCCUCGUGGCUCCUCCGUGAAAAUCGACCCUUACUCUGAGAUCUACCAGUACAGCAACAACCUGAUCACCUCCUCCUCCACGCGGGACUACGUGGUCAGCCUCCCCGACGGCAUCAUUGACACCAGGACAUUCCAGUGGCGUCAGACCAUCACCUUCCAGAGCUGCCAGCACGGCGAGGCUUUGAGAGACGUCAAGCCCACUCAGAUGCUCAGCGUGGACCAGGUCUUUGUCAUGUUCGACCCCAAUAAUGCACUCAUCCGGUUCGCCAUGAGCAACAAGAUCGGGGACGUGAACGGAGGGCAGCCGGAGGAGAACCCGUGUUUCACCGGGAGACACGGGUGUGACACGAACGCUGUGUGUCGACCCGGAGACGGGACGCAGCUCACCUGUCAGUGUGCUGCCGGCUUCAACGGGGAUGGACGCACAUGUUAUGACAUCGAUGAGUGCGGAGAGAAUCCUCAAAUCUGUGGCUCCCACGCUAUCUGCAACAACCAGCCCGGGACCUUCCGCUGCGAGUGUGAGGAUGGUUAUCAAUUCGGCAGCGACGGGAAACCUGUGAGGGUGAACCGACCCGUGGACGCCUGUGAUGCAGGCACCCACACCUGUGACGUUCCUGAGCGCGCUCAGUGCAGCUACACGGGGGGCUCGUCCUACAUCUGCUCCUGCCUGCCCGGCUUCAUCGGAGACGGCAAAGUGUGCCGAGACAUCGAUGAAUGUCAGCCGAGUAGGUGCCAUCCGGACGCCGCGUGUUACAACAACCAAGGGUCAUUUACCUGCCAGUGCAGGCAGGGUUACUAUGGCGACGGCUUAUACUGCUCUCAAGAAAGGACCAGAACACCGUGUGAGAUUCACAGAGACAGUGUGCCCGGUCCUCGCGGCCCCCGUCCUCAUGUUGGACAGUACAUCCCGGCAUGUGAUGAGGACGGACGCUAUGAAGCCAUGCAGUGUCAUGGCAGCUCGGGGCACUGCUGGUGUGUGGACCGGAAUGGACAGGAGAUCCCCGGAAGCCGCUCUGGAACGGGCAGCAGGCCGAUGUGUAUUGACCACGGUGGUGUGCCGCCACCUGUUGGCCCCACCCCUCGACCCGAUGUCCACCCCCUGCCUCCAGGAACACACCUGCUGUACGCCCAGAGUGGCAGGAUAGAGCACGUCCCGCUAGAAGGUCACAAUAUGAAAAAAGGCGCCGCCAAACCUGUCCUCCAUCUCCCU
Messenger RNA from Labrus bergylta (ballan wrasse), 2562 nucleotides. The record is from RefSeq and is a predicted model, not a curated record. Lineage: Eukaryota; Metazoa; Chordata; Actinopteri; Labriformes; Labridae.